GUAAGUUUGUUAGACUUGUUCAGUACAAAUUGAAAUCGCGAACAAAAUGCCAGACAACGCAACAGAUAUGGAAUUUAAUGCCGACGAGCUGGAAGCGCCGUCUUGGCUGAAUUCCCAGUUUAUACAAAAAGUUCUCAGCGACUUUGAGGAGUCACCGGAAUUGGUGGUCACCGAUCUGAAAAUCACUCCCGCAAGUGCCCAGGGAGAUCACUAUGCCAGCGUCAUGUUCCGCACCACGGUGGAUUACUCAACCUCAAAGGGAAGGUUCUCCAAGCCGCUGAUCAUCAAGACAAUGCCGGAGCAGGAGGGCCACAAGAAGGAUAUGCUCGCGGAGUCGCAUCUCUUCGAAACGGAAAUCGGGAUGUACUGUCAGGUCCUGCCGGAGUUUGAGAGAAUAUUGCUCGAAGCAGGAGAUAAAACUAAGCUCUAUGUACCCUGCCUGUAUCAUAGCUUGGAACCGCGUCAGGUGAUGAUCUUCGAGGAUCUGGUGCCAUUGGGCUACUCUGUCAUCCGCGAUCGUCCUGUCACGGAGGAAGAAAUUAAGAGGGUGUUCUCUAAGCUGGCAAAGUGGCAUGCGGUCAGCAUGAAGGUUAUUUACGAACGUCCCGACUUUCUUAAGGAGUUCAAGUACGGCCUGUUCGACAUGCCCACCAUUCAGACGGAUCCCUUCAUUACCACCGGAAUGGGUAACUUCAUCGAAAUGCUGGACAAGUUGCCGGAGCUGAGGAAGUAUAAACCGCACUUUGAGAAAAUCAAGGACACGUACCUGCAGCGACUGGAGGUGGAGAUGCAGGAAUUCCAUAAAUAUCGUAGAAAUGACAACUACUAUGUCCUGUGUCACGGCGACUUCCAUUUGCGCAACAUGAUGUUCAAGCACAACAAAAAGACAGGCGCCUUCGAAGAUGCCAUGCUCGUGGACUUUCAGAUUAGCAAUCUGUGUCCCAUUACCGUGGACUUGACCUACUCCAUCUAUAUGCUAAUGGAGUCGGAGCAGCGGCAGAAUAUGGGAAGGGAUCUGAUCAACUAUUAUCUUACGGAGCUGGUGGCUACACUGAAGAGCAUUGGAUACAAGGGUAGUAUGCCAACGCAGGCGGGACUCUGGCAGCAGAUUCAUCAGAAUAAGUAUUAUGAUUUCUUUUUGAUAAGUACUUUUCUCCCGCUGAUUUUGGCCGUCAAAUCGAACAGCUUUAAGAUUAACGAUAUGAUCCAGAACCCAGAGGCCCGACGGAAGACCUACUUUUUGGACACGUAUGUGAAGGAUGUGACAAAGCUAUUGCCAAAGUUCGAAAAACUUGGCUAUUUUAAGGGACUUUAAUAUAAACAUAUAUUUAGGUUUUAACUACUGACAAUUAAAGUUUUAAAUAAAUUCAAAAAAUUAUUUUUAAAUACAAUUGUAGAUAUUGUAGAAAAUUGCUUUCCUACUUAGAUUAUUCAAUAUACUCAAGUUGAGAGAAAAUAACAGAGACGAUAACAGCGUUA
Drosophila serrata is the source of this 1479-nucleotide messenger RNA. RefSeq lists its product as uncharacterized. Lineage: Eukaryota; Metazoa; Arthropoda; Insecta; Diptera; Drosophilidae. The record is from RefSeq and is a predicted model, not a curated record.